AUGAACCACUCUACAACACUAAUCCCCCUCAAACCCACCUCAAUAGGAGAAGUCGAUCAUGUCGAUGCUAACAGCAACAAGCUGGACUUACAACAGGUGUAUUUCCCUACUGGAAUUGUGGUGUUGAUAACCACUGAAUUGCCAACACGGGAAAAUAAGGAUGAUGACUUCAGGAUUACAUGCAUGAUGGAUUUGAAUAUUAGGAUCCAGGAUCAUCUGUUGCCUUGGCAAGUCAUUUGCAGCUAUGUCGGAUAUUACACGAUAUUUUCAUCAUUUGACAUUACGAGAAUUGCAAUGCAAAUAGUUAAGGAAUGUCAUGGUCAUCUUCUUGCCAUUGUCCUUGUGGCAAAUUACUUGAAAAGUACGGAUGAAGUUAAACAGUGGGAACUUGCUCUUGACAAAUUGAGCAGCCUGAACCCUUCCUAUGAUUAUCAAGGUAGUGAUCAAAUUGGCAUUAGUAGAGUCAUGGUCCAUGCAUUCGUAAAUAUUAUUUGGGAAGACAUUAAUCAUGGAGAAAAGCUUUGCCUUGAACGCAUGUUGUUUGUUCACAACAUUAAAAUCAGAGUGCAACGUGACGUCUUGGUGUCUACUUUGUGUACGACUUUAUUAGGACAUGCAAGAGAAGCGAAUUUAGCACAACUUCACAUCAAAAAGUUUCUAGACCAUUUUGUCUUGUUGGAAUAUGCAAGUGGAGAAGUUUAUGUGCCGGUAGAAACCUAUGAUAUAAUAAAAUCAUUACACACCUCCAAUCCUUCAAUCGUAAGUCACGGUGCAUUAGGAUUAACGGAGCCACCCUACAUUGGACGAUGGCAUGGCCUUAUUCGAAUAGAACUGAUGGACAAUAAAAUAUGUGAGCUACCACAAUCACCAGAUUGCCCUAAACUCGAAGUGUUGUUGUUGCAGGGCAAUGCUGAUUUGUUGGAUAUUCCUGACUCAUUUUUUGACCACAUGCCUCUGCUACAACACCUGGACUUAUCCUACACCAGUAUAAGGGAUUUGCCCCCAUCUGUCUCCAAACUCACACAACUCAAGAAAUUUUAUCUUAGGGGCUGUGAUCUCUUCAUGGAACUACCCCCUCAAAUUGGACAGCUAAAGAAUCUCCAAGAAUUUGAUCUUGAUCACACUUUGAUAAUCCAUUUGGCAGAAGAGAUCAGAGAAUUGAUCAACUUGCAAAGCUUAACUCUCUGCUUUGAUAGAUACCAUCAUUUACUUGGUCAUUGUAAAAAAAGCAAGAAAAAUUCCAAUUCCACAAUAAUUCCUCCAGGAGUGAUAUCAAAUCUUAUUCAAUUGAGUUAUUUAAGCAUCAAUGUUGACCCUGAAGAUGAGGGAUGGAAUGAAAAUAUUAUUAGUGUUUUGAUGGAAAUUUUUGGAUCAGACACGUUGGAGACAGUGAAUAUAUAUGUCCCAAGGGCUGAACUUUUGGAACUCAUUCCCUCCACAAGAUUCCUCAAUUUCAAAUUGGUUGUUGGUCAUCAUGUGAAACGGUUCAUAUCGCGUGUAACACCUGAAUUGGAGCAAAAAUUCGAAAAUUGUGACUAUAGUAUAAAGUUUGUUAAUGGUGAAAAUAUUCCAAAUGGAGUGAAAAUGAAUCUUGGACAUUUCAAGGCCUUGUACCUAGACCGACAUAUGACCAUCAAAAAUUUAUCUGAUUUUGGGUUGAGGAAUUUAUUUGGGCUACAAGUAUGCAUAUUGGCAGAAUGUAAUGAAAUGGAAACAAUUGUUGAUGGGGGUUAUUUACAUGAUGAGCAUGCUCUUCCAAAUUUGGAGUUUUUGAGUAUAUUCUAUAUGAAAAAUUUAAGAAGCAUUUGUGAAAGCCCUGAACACUCCUUUCUCCACUUGAAAUCUAUAGCAUUGCACACUUGCCCCAUGUUAACUACCAUCUUCACCUUAGAGUCUCUUUACAACCUUCCUUUAUUGGAGGAGAUUAUUAUUGAAGACUGUCCAAAAGUGACCACUCUUAUAAGUCAUGACUCACCAGAACAAAAAACAAUGGCUUUCCUCCCCAGGUUGAGAAUGAUAACACUUCUCUACCUUCCUGAGUUGGUCAAUAUAUUUAAUGGUUUGCAUGUUGAACAGGCUUUAGAAAAGAUGGUAUUUUAUUAUUGUCCAAAACUCCAAAGCCUUUCGAAAUGGGAAUUGUCAAGCAAAUCCUUGAAGAUUAUCAAAGGAGAAAACAAGUGGUGGGAAGCAUUGAAAUGGAAUGUAGCGGAGUGGGGGGAUGCAGGUCGACCCAUUUUUCUUGAACCAAUUUUUUCUCCAAUAAAUGAAGAGGCUGACAUAUUAACCCAACUAGCUGCACAUCAAGGUUUCAUGUAUUUGCCAAUUUCAAGUUCUGGACGGUUGAUGGCAAAGUCAUCUUUGAAAGAACCAGUUUUGUCACCUUUAGCCCCUGUUCCAUUAUUGAAUCAUUCAAAAGGUGAAGUCCAAAAGCAGAAAGCCGUUACUGAGCUAACCAUGGACCAAUCGGUAUCAGUAAAGGAACUAGUGUUAAAGGUGCCCAUAUACGAUGGCAAAAUUAAAAAUAAAGCCUUGAAGAUGGUCGCUAGUCUUGAAGGGGUUGUUUGUGUGGCUGUCGAGAGGCAGAAAUUCACCGUAACUGGAAACAUGGACCCUGAGGCUGUAUUGAAAAAGCUGAGGAAGUUGUGUGACGCUGAGAUACUCUCUCUUGGACUAGCAAGUAAGAACGAGAUAGUACUCUAUGAAGAAUCAACAAGGAACAAGAACAAGGGACAUACUGAUAUCAAUGAGAUACUCUCUGCUGAAGCAACAAGCAAGAACAAGGGACAUACUGAUAUCUCUCUCUUGGACUAGCAAGGAAAGACAUACCCAUAAAAUUGUUUAAAUUAAUAAAAUACAGUGUUAAAUAAUUCAUUUU
Messenger RNA from Cajanus cajan (pigeon pea), 2875 nucleotides. Lineage: Eukaryota; Viridiplantae; Streptophyta; Magnoliopsida; Fabales; Fabaceae. The record is from RefSeq and is a predicted model, not a curated record.